Coregonus sp. 'balchen' is the source of this 2070-nucleotide messenger RNA. The record is from the annotation of a GenBank genome assembly. NCBI's taxonomy places the organism in Eukaryota, Metazoa, Chordata, Actinopteri, Salmoniformes, Salmonidae.
AUCAAGAGAUUUUGCCUGCCACCUGAUGCAAAAGUUAUAUACAAGGAUGCAACAGGGACAGAAGUUGAUGCAGAAAUAUUCAGCGACCUCGUUGGACAAGGCAAUGUGGUGCUGACAGUAUUCUCAGAUCAGGGUGAGAUAUCAAGGCAGGUAUUAUAAAGCACUUGACAUAAUAUAAUUAUUUGCAUUUUUUCUAUUCCUUUAGAAUUCUCUAAUUUCUCCUUGUCUUCUGCUUCUGAGACGUCUGACUCAAGCUUCAGCUCAAGUGCAUCAACUAUAAUCCUAGAUGAUGUCCCUAGCAAGAGACAAAGAAUUGAGGUAUACACGUGAUGCUGUGUCUACUGAACAGGUUUCUUAAUGCUUUCACAUUUUUUCACUCUGAGUCUCUAGAAAAGCUAUUUAUCACCAUGUUUUGUAUUCUAAUGUUUUUGUUUUUUAUUAGUUGAUUGAAGCUGUGCUAACAUUUACAUUACAUUUUAGUCAUUUAGCAGACGCUCUUAUCCAGAGCGACUUACAGGAGCAAUUAGGGUUAAGUGCCUUGCUCAAGGGCACGUCGACAGAUUUUUCACCUAGUCGGCUCAGGGAUUAGAACCAGCGACCUUUCGGUUACUGACACAAUGCUCUUAACCACUAAGCUACCUGCCGCCCCACUGCUAAGAGGCAAGUCUGGGGGUGAAGAAGUACUACAGGAGUACCAAACAACAGAAACCCUAACAGAUGCUGCAAGAAUAAAAAUGGUUAACAUCCUGGUGGCUCACAUGAUUGACAAUCAUGGGUAUGUUUGUUUCACAUUGUUUUUAUUUGUGCCAAAUAACUGCAUGGCCAUUGCAUAAAUAUACUAAUUGAAUAUCUCCUCUCAGGCACCGCCCCACUAAAGCAAUCAGUAGAUUAUACACGUGGGAUAGUGAUGUUGUUCCCUUCCCUCAAGGAUCCAUACUCCAAGAAGGGCUAUGUAAUAGGCAUUAUUAUUGUUAACUCUUUCAUGUUAUGUUGUGACACAAAACUGUGUGGACGACAUUGAUAUUUGAAUUCUGUGAGAUUUCUCAUGAGCCUGGUAUGACAACGCAUUUCUUUUCUUUUUUUCAUUUCAGGAACACUUCUAUGAUGCUGCAAGCAGCACAGGAUACAUUUCUUGGCAUCUGAAAACAGUCCAGAGGAAGAUUCGUCGAGGAUCUGCACUGCCACCAAAUAGCCCAAUUGACUUUUCUCCAGGGGGCCCAAAUUUCCAAAGGACUGUUAAUGUUGAAAGGCAGCUUGAUGGUGAUGCUUGCCAAGAGGCCAUGUCUUUGCUCAACCAUACCCCAAAGACAAUUCCCUGAUUUUCUAGAAGAUGAGAGAGACCUUUCAGCACCAUCAGAAGCUCGUUAAUGACCCAGGCAGAAGUGUUGAUAUCCUCUCCAGCUUCCUGGAUACAAAGGGAUUGGUAAAUUUGGGAUGAGAUGUUUAGAAUGGCUUGAAAUUUGAAAGUAUUUCCUGAAGUAGUAGUAGUAGUUUCAUAUCUUCUUUCUUAAAAGGUGGACCAAGACUUCACUCUCCUAUUUGAUGACGACACAUCCUCCAGGCUUCUUCAGAAAUGGGAUUUGUUCUUCAAGCCAAAUGUCAUAAAAGAGGCUAAGCGGCUCACCUAAACACCAGAGUUGCGUCGCUUGGUGCAGUCAGCAGAAAGUCCCCCAGGAAGUGAUCUUGAUAAGGCAACGAGUUUAUUUUUUAUUUUUUUAUUUAAAUAAAUCUGCUAUAAUUGCAGUUAAACUAUAACUGCAAUAAUAUUUCAUUUUCAGUUUAUUCAAUUCAGUUUAUUCUGUGUAUCUCUGAACGUUGAUCUGAUUUUUGGGAUAAAUGUGACUAAUAGACAGAUGACGGUUUAAAACAUUCUCAUAAUGCCUCCCUGUUCUCAUUCAAACUUGAAAAGUAUUACAUUUGAAGAGUUUUCAGUUAAUUCUUGUGACUUUGUCCUCAGCCCAUGACCAAGAAAUGGCUUCCCUGUUACAUCUCCUUCCACCACCUCCAGGGGGACUGAAGUCUCCAAAAAUUAGAGCAUGUGAUGCAGUUGAGAGACUUGUUGUCUUUCAU